Aspergillus mulundensis is the source of this 1173-nucleotide messenger RNA. RefSeq lists its product as uncharacterized. Lineage: Eukaryota; Fungi; Ascomycota; Eurotiomycetes; Eurotiales; Aspergillaceae. Bases 1 to 1173 code for a protein of 390 amino acids. The record is from RefSeq and is a predicted model, not a curated record. The transcript has a single exon.
AUGGCUUCACCAGAAACGCACCCCGUCGAGUUACCCCCAGCUGAACAUCUCAAUAAUGGUCAGGGAUACCCCCGAAUCACCAAAUCCAGCCCAGUCCGUGACCUAGGCCCCGGUGCACUGGGCUGCGAGCGCUGCAUUACACAACGAGCUCCACAUGUGCUGACUGCUUUCUUCGGAUUGAAUCAGCAUACCAUGAAAGCAAGCUUCAUCACAGACUAUAAUGAUACACCGGACGUUUGUGCCCUUCCCUUCGCCUGGAUGCCGUUUGAAGUCAUUCUAGAUGCUUACCUUCAGAUGAUUGACGAGGGGAAAGUCGAGGCGGUUACGGAUGAUACAGCAUAUAACCUCCUGGACGAACUUGACGGUGAAUGGCUUGACAGACCUUGGUUGAUUCAUCAGUACACUGCCGCAGAUGUAGCAAGGGCUGUGGCUGCCUUCAAGCAUCUUGUCAUUGCAAUCCAUGCGCGGAUGCCAGAAAACGACAGCAAGGACAACGAUUCUACUGACUGGAUGGACUUACCAUGGCUUGACCCUGCCACAUUCACGCAGCAGAACGUCCUCCCGCCUUCAACAUUCGCACACGAGUUCCUGACGGCCAUCGCCCACAUCAAGGUCCGGUUCCGCUAUGUCGCGCCUGGGCUCCGGUUCCCUACUGUAUCCGAGUUCCUCGACCAGCCCAUCACGGACUUCAAGACGCCCCCCCGCAACGACGUCGGGCAGUUUCCCGGAGACUACCCGCUGAAGAUCUUCCAGGUCGUCUGCGACCAGCCAGUCCCCGAUCCGUAUAUACCGCGUCGGACUGAGCUGGUCUUGCCUGCCGGCUUCUACAUCUACCCAGUCGUCCAGGAACCACCGCUAUGCUACAGCAACGGAUGCCACCUCGCACUGCCCUUCGUGGUCGGAAAGAAAGGGUACGCGCGGAAAUCAAACGGGGAACCCUUCGGAAGGCACAACAUGGACUGGGAACCCAAGCCUCGCAAUGAACAUGCGGCACUUUAUCAGCCUGGGCUCGUUGAUGGGUUUAGUGAGCGCCAUGAUGUGCAGAUCGACAAGGUGUUAAGGAACUGGGCGGAGCGGGUGGAGAGGGGGGGUUGGGAUGUUGAUCGGGAUGGAGUUGUGGGUGGCAUUGAGAAGUUCAGGGAGGCGGAUACGGAGGAGCAUUGGGAGAAGUAG